GCUGUCCUUGUUCCACACCAUGCCUUUUCCAAAACCCAAUACCACAACAACAACUCCUUCACAUUCACAGUAACUCUCUCAUCUUUCUCUUUCUCUCCCUUGGUUUCUCUGGGCAAUGGCUACUCUGCAAUCUCUUGCCUUCUCCUCUCCACUCUCUCACUAUCUACAUCAGCCACGCUCUUAUUCAGGUAAGGUAUCUUGGACUGUCCAAGCAAGUUCAAACUCCACAUUCAUUGGCCAGUCUUUGCAACUGACUCGCCCUCGGUGGUCUCGACUUAGACAGAAUGCUAAAGUGCCUGGUUCCAUGAUAAUGAUGGUGAAGCCAACUAUCCAAUUCAUCCAAGGAACUGAUGAACAGACAAUACCAGACGUGAGGCUAACCAAAUCAAGAGACGGUACUAAUGGAAUGGCUAUAUUCAAGUUUGAUCAGCCCUCAGUUUUUGACUCAUCUGGUGAAGUUGGUGACAUAACUGGCUUCUACAUGAUUGAUGAAGAAGGGGUUCUUCAGUCAGUUGAUGUAAGUGCUAAAUUUGUCAAUGGAAAGCCUGCUGGUAUUGAAGCUAAGUAUAUAAUGAGGACUCCACGAGAUUGGGAUAGGUUCAUGAGAUUCAUGGAGCGAUACUCUAAUGAGAAUGGCUUGCAAUUUAUUAAAAAAUAAGAUGUAUGUCCUCUUCAUUAGCUUUCUUUAUUUAUUUUUAUCAUCAAGCCAAGUGAAACUUUGGGAAUCCUGGUUCCCAAGCAAGUACUUCACUUUGAAUUUGAAAUCAACCAAUUUUGCUGUUCUUAGUAAUCCAUAUUCUCAUUCUUUUAA
Messenger RNA from Humulus lupulus (European hop), 811 nucleotides. RefSeq names its product photosystem II reaction center PSB28 protein, chloroplastic. Bases 116 to 658 code for a protein of 180 amino acids. The record is from RefSeq and is a predicted model, not a curated record. Gene Ontology annotation, cellular component: photosystem II; chloroplast thylakoid membrane; photosystem II oxygen evolving complex. The transcript is spliced from 2 exons. Gene Ontology annotation, biological process: photosynthesis. Lineage: Eukaryota; Viridiplantae; Streptophyta; Magnoliopsida; Rosales; Cannabaceae.